AUGGCCCGGUCCGCGCCGCUGGUGGCCGCCGCCCUGGCGCUGUGCCUGCUGCUGGCGCCGCCCGGCCUCGCGUGGUACAAGCAGGCGGCGGGGCCCAGCUACUACUCGGUGGGCCGCGCCGCGGGACUGCUGUCCGGCUUCCGCAGGUCCCCGUACGCGCGCCGCUCCGCGCCCCCCGUGGGCGCGGGACCCCGGGGCCGGGCCGGCGCCUUCGCGGAGCCGCGACCCAGCCUGCGGAGCCUCACCGUGUGUGUCAAGGACGUGGCCCCGAAUCUGCAGAGCUGCCAGAGGCUCCCCGACGGCCCGGCCACCUUCCAGUGCCGGGCGGACGUGUUCCUGUCGCUCCGCGCUGCUGACUGUCGCAGCGCCUAAGCCCGGACCACCGCGGAGACCUGGACCUCAUCUGGCCCUGGCCGGUGCCCCCAGUGCCCCCUCCGU
This is a messenger RNA of Lynx canadensis (Canada lynx), 438 nucleotides long. RefSeq names its product neuropeptide B (gene NPB). The coding region runs from base 1 to 372 and encodes 123 amino acids. The transcript has 2 exons. Gene Ontology annotation, biological process: feeding behavior; G protein-coupled receptor signaling pathway. The record is from RefSeq and is a predicted model, not a curated record. Gene Ontology annotation, molecular function: G protein-coupled receptor binding. Lineage: Eukaryota; Metazoa; Chordata; Mammalia; Carnivora; Felidae.